CUUUUUUCACACUCAAUUCUGUAUUAUAUGUGUAUCUAUCUAUCUGUAUGUGUGUAUUCUGUGUGAAAGAGAGAUGGGUUUCUUUCUUUCUUUCGUAAAAUAAACAUUUUACUGUCCUUCUCCCCUCUUUAAUCAAAUCCUAGGCCUUAAACCAACCCCACCCUCUUCCUUCCUUCUUCACAAGCACCCAUUCCUUUCCCAUCUCAUCUUCUAACCCUUUCUUUCUUUCUCUCUUACAGUUUUCCCCCUUUCCCUUCAUAACCCAGAGACAAAGAAACUUGUUUUGAUUCAUUCAUCGGGAGGGAGGGCCAGAUCCAUCGUUCAAUCCGCUACCAUCCGUCUCUCUCAUUCUUCUAAUGCAAGGGCAAAGGGGUGCUCUAGGUUCUUUACCUGAUACUAUGAACUUACAACAAUCGAACGAUUCGACUCUCGAUCCACAGAUCUUUUGGAAUUCAAUCAAUAACAAUGCAAAUACUGUUUUACCUGAUUUCAUGGUUUCCCCACCUCCUGUUCUUGGAAAUUCUAUGAAUCAACAACAUAGGCAAACUUUAAGUGGAUGGAAUGUCGGUGAGCCCAGUUCUAGUAUUCAAAACCAGUCUUCAUCUUCUUCGUCUGCUUUUACUGGGACUGGUUCUUUACUGGGAUUACAACAGUAUGAACCUAUCCCUAAUACUUCAGGUGUUAAUUUCUUUGCUGAAAGUUCAAACUCUCAAGCAACUGCUGCUGCUGUUGCUAUUCAUAGGGAUCUUAACAUGAAUGCUGUGGCUGAGAAUGUUGAAGAUGAUUGUCAGAUUGUGGAACGUCCUGUUCCUCCUAAUCUUAAUGGUUGGAUGUCUAGUUCUUCUACUGAUUCUCUCUCGGAAGAGAAUGGAGCCAGAAGAUUAUCGUGUAAACGGAAAGCUAUCGAAGGGCAAUCCUCUAGACAUGGAGAGAGUAAUGUUUGGAAUGACAACAAUAAUAGCAAUGGAAGUUUGAGUAUUUCCGCUCCACCGACUCUUAAUAAUACAAAUUUGAAUAUGAACCCGAUACUCGGUUUGGGUACAGGGGCAGGGGCAGCAACGGAAAUUCCACUCGAACAGAGGAAUUUCCGGGUGAGGAUAAAUUCAUCUUCUCGAAGUAGACAAGAUGAACUCACAUUACAGAAUACCAUUGGGAGUAGUAAUCCUAAUGCUCCUCAUAUGCAACAGCUUUCAAGGCUUCUUUCGCUCAAUGGGUCUUCUUCAGCAUUGCCUCAAGGUCCCACGCUUCAACCAAGACAGACGCCACCUGUCGUUGGACAUGCUCCUGGUUUACGUCGAACUCUAAUUCCUUCUAGGUGGAAUCGAGGUUCUAGUUCAAGAAACGUUGAAUCAAACCCAAACCCAAACCCAAACCCAAACCCUUUGUUUGCGAAUGUAAUUCAACAGCAAUCAACAAACUGGAGUUUGUCGAAUGGAAGUGGAAGUCUGAGCGUUUCUUCUGCCAACAUUGGUUCGAGUUCUCGAGCAGGAGCAGCAACAAACCCUAGUGGACAUUCGGCAGCUGCUGGUCCUAAUUGGUUUUCUAAUCAAUACCCGAGAAGGUUAGAUUUGGUUCGACGUUCCUUGCUGGCUGCUUCUGAUUUUGAAGCGGGAAGCUCGAGCAACAAUGGGGGUAACGUACGAUCUGGUCCUUCCAAUACUAAUCUGCAAGAAGCGCCUCCAGCGGCAGUUGUUGAUCAUGGCCAACGUGUGACAUUGCCACGAUCGAGAUCAGCUGCAUUGCUUGAACGAACACUUGAUGGUGCAUCUGGGCUUCCUUUCCCGUUAAGAACUUUGGCUGCUGGCGGUGAAGGACGAACUAGGCUUAUGUCCGAGAUCCGUAAUGUGCUGGACCUAAUGCGUCGAGGCGAGGCUUUGGGUGUUGAGGAUGUUAUGAUUCUUGAUCAGUCAUCAGUGUUCUUCAGAAUGGCUGAUGUUCAUGACAGACACAGGGAAAUGAGGGUUGAUGUAGAUAACAUGUCUUACGAGGAGCUGUUGGCUCUAGAAGAUCGAAUUGGGUAUGUAAGCACAGGUCUGACUGAAGAAUUAGUUAUGAAUCAGCUAAAGAAACGCAAGUAUUUCACAAUCGCUAUGGGUUCUCAAAUGGAGUUAGAACCAUGCUGUGUAUGCCAGGAGGAGUAUCUCGAUGGGGAAGAUAUUGGAUCAUUGGAUUGUGGACAUGAAUUUCAUGCUGGUUGCAUAAAACAAUGGCUGAUGCACAAAAAUUUGUGCCCCAUUUGUAAAGCAACCGGCUUGAAUAACAUUAAUAAUACUAGUAAUAAUAAUAAUAAUACAUCAUGAGAUGAAAUUUGAAGAGAAGAAGAAUCAAGAAAGGGUGGCAUUUGGAUUAGGGUUUGUGAAAGAAACUUUUUUUAAGAAAAGAUGGUGGGUGGGUGGGUGGGUAUGAGAGAAAAAGAGGAUCAUGUUGGCUUUGUGGAUCAUCAAAGAUUUGAUUAUUAGAAGCAUCUCUCUAUUUUACUUCUAUUUAUAAUUUUACCUUUUUGACCCCCAAGAAAUUAUUGAUUGCCAUUAUUAUUAUUAUUCAGUAUUCUUUCA
Messenger RNA from Impatiens glandulifera, 2555 nucleotides. RefSeq names its product probable E3 ubiquitin-protein ligase RHG1A. The record is from RefSeq and is a predicted model, not a curated record. Bases 357 to 2300 code for a protein of 647 amino acids. Gene Ontology annotation, molecular function: ubiquitin protein ligase activity. The transcript has 6 exons. NCBI's taxonomy places the organism in Eukaryota, Viridiplantae, Streptophyta, Magnoliopsida, Ericales, Balsaminaceae.